AUGGCAUCCGUGGAAACCAGGAUAUUCGCCAUCACCGGCGGCGCAUCCGGCAUAGGCGCCGCCACCGCCCGUCUCCUAGCUCAUCGAGGAGCAGCAGUAGUAGCGAUAGGCGACCUCUCGACGCAGCACUUCCCCGAGCUUAUCGAAUCUAUCAAAAUGAUCAACCCGUCUACCAAAGUACACUGCACCACUCUAGACGUGACCUCGUCACCCGCCGUCGACGAAUGGGUACGAACAAUCGUCUCGACCUUUGGUGAUCUUCACGGCGCCGCCAACGUCGCCGGCAUCCCGCAGACCGCCGGACUCCACCAGUCGCCCAUCAUUGCCGAAGAGGACGAGGCAACCUGGAAGAAAAUCUUUGCUGUUAAUAUGGACGGCGUCUUCUACUCCACGAAGGCGCAGGUUCGCGCCAUGAGAGACCUGCAGAAGGGGGAUCGCAGCAUCGUGAAUGUCGCGAGCAUGGCGUCGCUGAUGCAUACUUCUGAUGUGUUUGCGUACGGGACCUCGAAGGUCGCGUGUGCGCAUUUCACGACCUCCGUGGCGAAGGAUACCAUUAAAUCGGGGAUUCGACUGAAUGCAGUGUCGCCGGGCGCCACUGUGACCCCUCUGCUUGGGGCGAUGGUGCCGGAGGCAAAGACAGAGGAAGAGGUGAAGAAAUCAUGGCAAAAGUGGGGUUUUGAACUCCUCGAUCCAAAUGAUAUUGCCCGGACGAUUGUCUGGUUGUUGAGUGAAGAUUCGAGGCCGGUGUUUGGAGCUAAUAUUAACGUCGGAGCUGGGCUUCCUUGA
Molecule: messenger RNA, 786 nt
Organism: Aspergillus affinis
Lineage: Eukaryota; Fungi; Ascomycota; Eurotiomycetes; Eurotiales; Aspergillaceae
Gene: fgaDH
Product: chanoclavine-I dehydrogenase easD
Exons: 2
Coding region: 1-786 (261 amino acids)
Source: RefSeq, a predicted model, not a curated record